GUACACAUGGGGUUGGUUUGGCGGCUUCUCUUCUCUUCUUUUCUGGAGAAAAUAAGACCCACCUUGAGCCUCGGCCGCAUCGCUUCGGGCGGCGAUGGACGUGCAUCUUAUUUUCCUGGAUGUGCCUGCAGAACAGCCACACGCAUUCUCCCAGCCACUCGACUCUAUCCAAAAUCCGUUUCCCAUUCAUAAACCCCUCUUCCUCCUAACAACACGAAUCCCACGUCCAUCCACAAUGCCGCCCCAAAACACCACCCAGCGGCUUCUCCGCGAACUCAAGGACUACACCAACAACCCCAAUGAAGCUCUCCUGCACCUCGGCCCCGUCAACGAAGACGACCUCCUGCAUUGGGAAGCAGUCCUAAAGGGCGUAAAAGGCACUCCAUACGAAGACGGCUUAUGGGCCCUCUCGAUCACCAUCCCCCCCAACUACCCGCUCUCCCCUCCAACAAUCCGCUUCACAACCCGCAUCUCCCACCCAAACAUCUCCUUCACAACCGGCGAAAUCUGCCUUACGCUUCUUACAUCCGAACACUGGAGCCCCGUCUACACGGUGUCUUCCACCUUGACCGCCAUCCACCAGUUACUGACGGAUCCGCGCCCGGACUCGCCGCUGAACGUCGACAUCGCGGCGCUGCUUCGCGACGGCGAUAUCCCCGCCUGGGAGAGCAUAGUACGGUAUUACACGCAGGAGGAGCGCUGGAAAGGACGGGGGAUGUACUAGGCUCGGUAGAGCUUGCAGAAUCUAUCAGUGAUAAGAGAGAGUUUAG
This is a messenger RNA of Aspergillus ochraceoroseus IBT 24754, 770 nucleotides long. RefSeq names its product putative ubiquitin conjugating enzyme (UbcJ) (gene pex4). Bases 236 to 724 code for a protein of 162 amino acids. Lineage: Eukaryota; Fungi; Ascomycota; Eurotiomycetes; Eurotiales; Aspergillaceae. The record is from RefSeq and is a predicted model, not a curated record. The transcript is spliced from 2 exons.